GCCCGGUCUUUACCAAUAAACGCGAACUCCCGCGAUUGCCCGGAAUCCAUAUUCGUUUUUCUCGAGAAAACCAAGACUGUAGAAUGAUGCAGCCGUGUUGAAAUUCUUCGCUGCGAUAGGACGAUGAGGUCGAGCGAUUGUAGUCCCCUAUUCAAUUCUAGAUGGAACUAGAAAGAGACUGUAUUAUUUCGACAGAACCAAAACAUUCCGAUCAAGAGAAUGUCAAAGUGAUCGAAUGGGAAGACUUCGAACAGGAGCUUGCGCGGCUAUGGAGUCUGUCUUCCGCGCUCAAAGAAGCUAAGGAAAAGAAACAAAGUCUUCAAAAGACGCUCGAGCCUCGUAUUCAGGUCAAAGCUGAGUCAUUGAGUCGGUCAAAUGAGCUAGAAGAAAUGUAUCAGAAGCUAGAGGCUAGAAAGUUGGUGAUGGGAAACAUGUCAAUGCGUUGCAAGGUCGCUGUAGAGGAUGCUAAAAAGAAAGAGGAAAGUCUUGGUAUUGAAGUUAGAUCUCUACUGGUAGCCGGUACAGCUCUUUCUAUGGCGAGGAUGCAAUUGCAGGAAUCAAAUAGCUUACUGGCUGGGGAAAGAGGUUAUGUUCGCCUUAAGAAUGUGCAGAGGAAGCUAUUUGUGAGGCAACAAUAUAUGAUAUCACAAGUUUCAUUACUUUAUCCUCUGAAGAUCUUGGUUGGAUCUGCACAAGAGCAAGAACUUGAAUCAGUUCCGGGUUUUAGUAGAUUGGGAAAUUCCAUGGGAUCUAAAUCUGUUAAUCAAGGAUCGUUGACAAUCUUAGGUUUGCAUUUGACUGUGCCUCCUUUUACAAAGAUGAGUUUUUUCACUGAUAAGAAGGAGGUUCAGAGGUCUUCAACAGCCCUGGGUUAUGUUGCCCAUGCUGUUUUAUUGAUAUCUUCCUAUUUGAAAGUUCCUUUGAGGUAUCCGCUGCGGUUUGGGGGUUCACGCUCAUAUAUUAAUGAUUUUGCACCUUCAAUAGAGCCUAUGUCAUCAGACUUGUUGUCGGAUAUAACCGUUUCUGGAAAUGUGAAACCUGUAGAAUUUCCUCUGUUUCUGGAAGGUCAGGACACAACAAGAGCAGCUUAUGCUGUAUUUUUGUUAAACAAGGACUUGGAGCAACUCCUGAAUUUCAUUGGCGUUAAUAGCUUAGGACCUCGGCAUGUAUUGGCAAAUCUGAAGGAGCUUAUCAGAACGAUCCAGUCUCCAGAGUAUAUAGAUACAGUUUGAUAUACAAGACGACUGUAAUGUGACCUUUUUGUAAAUGAAUUUUCACAUGGGUGCAAAUUUUUUUAGAAAGGCACCAGUUUACAUGAAGCUUUCUUUGUCCACUGUUGUAUUCAAUUGAAUGAAAAAUCAAGUGAUAUUUGGUGAAUAUGGAGAUUAGGAUAAGGAACUCCUGCUUUUAGUA
Molecule: messenger RNA, 1413 nt
Organism: Carica papaya (papaya)
Lineage: Eukaryota; Viridiplantae; Streptophyta; Magnoliopsida; Brassicales; Caricaceae
Product: vacuolar protein sorting 38-like
Biological process (GO): SNARE complex assembly
Cellular component (GO): lytic vacuole; endosome
Molecular function (GO): SNARE binding
Source: RefSeq, a predicted model, not a curated record